Molecule: messenger RNA, 687 nt
Organism: Populus nigra (black poplar)
Lineage: Eukaryota; Viridiplantae; Streptophyta; Magnoliopsida; Malpighiales; Salicaceae
Product: LOB domain-containing protein 21-like
Exons: 1
Coding region: 37-528 (163 amino acids)
Source: RefSeq, a predicted model, not a curated record
GUAAAGGACAUUAUAGAAGUAGAUGUUAUAUCAAGUAUGAGGAACCACGAGCCUCGUGCAAGCUCUUCAUGUGCAGCUUGUAAGUUUCUGAAAAGAAGAUGCACUCCUAAUUGCAUAUUUGCUCCAUAUUUUCGCUCAGAUGAGCCUAAGAAGUUUGCCAAUGUACACAAGGUUUUUGGUGCAAGCAAUGUGAGCAAGAUCUUGAUUGAAGUGCCUGAAGAGCAGCGUGAAGACACGGUGAAUUCUCUUGCUUAUGAAGCUGAGGCAAGGCUCAGAGAUCCUGUCUAUGGUUGCAUUGGUGCUAUAGCUUUGUUGCAAAGACAGAUGGUUGAGCUGCAGGUUGAUCUUGCCAUUGCUAGAGCUCGUCUAGCUCGGUACGCUGCCAAUUCUCCUCCUCUCUUGAAUGAUCAUGGUAGCAUGAUACCAACUUUCGCUGAAUUUCCUGCUUGUGGUGGAUUGGUUGACAGUUUUAGCCAGAAUUCAUCCGAUACCACGAAUGAUUUCAGCCAAUUCCCAUAUAUAUUUUAAUGGAUUUUUCUGUUUUUCUCUCUCCUAUUGCUCAUGUAAUGUAAAUUUGAAGAAUCUUCCUUUCAAGUUAUGUUCCCAAUCAAGAAUUAAGAUUUCUCUGAAUUCUUGAAACCGUGGAUGGUAAUUGAAAUGAAUCCUGGUAGUACUAUUAAAGUCCAA